AUGGCUCCGUCCGUAGAUCCGACGCAUCCUGACAGGCCGGUACACAUUGUCUUUGUCGGGGCAGGGGCCGUAGGCUGCUUCUACGCCUCAAGACUACAUCAUCCUCAGCACAACAUUCACACCUCCCUGAUCGCAAGGUCAAACUACCCGCAACUCUCAGCCGGCGGCGUGAAGCUGCAGACCCGCACCUUCGGUGACUACACCUUCACACCGCACGCCGUCUUCCCAUCAGUGGCAGCCGCCGCCGUCAAGCCCUCUGGCAAUGGCUCAUCAUCAUCAUCGCCUGGGCCGCGUCAGUGGGACUUCAUCAUCGUUACUACCAAGGCCCUGCCCGACCGCGGCGACGACGCUGCCCUGAUCGCCCCGCUGGUCGGGCCCUCGUCCGUCAUUGUGCUGAUCCAGAACGGCGUCGGCGUCGAAGCCCCUUACCGCAAGCGUUACCCAACGACGCCCAUAGUAAGUGCCGUCACGGUCGUCAGCGCCGAGCAGAUCUCCCCCGGCACGGUGCGCCAGAACCGCUGGACGCGGAUGCACCUGGGCCCGUACACGGACUCGGCGUCGACCGACGAGGACGAGACGGGCAGCGCCUCGGACAGCGACUUCCAGGACCGCGCGCGCGCGGAGCUCGAGCGGCGCGGCACGGCGGCCGUCGAGCAGCUCACGGCGUGGUGGACGGCGCUGGGCGGGAUCAGGGACAUCGAGGCGUCCGACGAGGUCGGCCUGCAGACGGUGCGCUGGCACAAGCUGACCAUCAACGCGGCCAUGAACCCGUCGGCCGUGCUGUCGGGCGGCCGCGGCAACGCCGACAUGGUGCGCGACCCGGAGCUGCGCCGCCACCUGCGCGGCAUCAUGGCCGAGAUCUGGGACGCCGCGCCGCGCGUCCUGGGCCGCCCCUUCCCCGCCGACCUCGCGCCCCCGGACAAGAUCCUCGCCAGCACCGAGCGCAACGUCGGCAGCAAGCCCAGCAUGCUGCUCGACUGGGAGCGCGGCAGCCCGCUCGAGAUCGAGGUCAUCCUCGGGAACCCGGUGCGCAUCGCCCGCGCCAAGGGCGUCGAGCUGCCGCGCAUGCAGAGCCUGUAUGCCCUACUGAGUAGUGCGCAGCGGACGCGGGAGGAAAGGCAGCAGAAGAACAAGGGGAAGCUCUAG
Molecule: messenger RNA, 1146 nt
Organism: Phaeoacremonium minimum UCRPA7
Lineage: Eukaryota; Fungi; Ascomycota; Sordariomycetes; Togniniales; Togniniaceae
Product: putative 2-dehydropantoate 2-reductase protein
Exons: 3
Coding region: 1-1146 (381 amino acids)
Biological process (GO): pantothenate biosynthetic process
Cellular component (GO): cytoplasm
Molecular function (GO): 2-dehydropantoate 2-reductase activity
Source: RefSeq, a predicted model, not a curated record